AUGGAGCAGUAUAGUUAUGAACCUCUUGAUCUGGGCCGACCUGCAAUUCGACUGCUCUGUUUGCAUAGAGGAGGCAACGAGAGCGAGAUAACCUGCAACCUUUUCCAGGCAGAGCUGCAUCAGCGACAUGAUACAGUUUCAUAUGAAGCCCUCUCGUAUACGUGGGGCUCUGCUGACUUGACUGAGAGCAUCGUCAUAGAUUGUUUCUUUAUGAAUGUUACCUUGAAUCUCUAUGGCAUUCUUCAACAACUUCGUUAUCAGGAUGAGGAUCGUAUCCUAUGGAUUGAUGCAGUAUGUAUUGAUCAAGAAAACAAGAAAGAGAGAGGGCACCAAGUUGAGCAGAUGAGUGAGAUUUACAAGGAAGCUCACCGAGUAGUUUUUUGGCUAGGCCCGGGAACCUUUGAGACGGACGUACUCAUGGAAUCACUGCAACUGCUUCAGAGCGAAAUUGAGAAGCACAAUUACAGAAGCUGGCUGCCUGAAGAUGAUGAUUGGAAGAAACUAUACAACGGCGUGGUUUACGAGAGCUUCUAG
Molecule: messenger RNA, 534 nt
Organism: Trichoderma gamsii
Lineage: Eukaryota; Fungi; Ascomycota; Sordariomycetes; Hypocreales; Hypocreaceae
Exons: 2
Coding region: 1-534 (177 amino acids)
Source: RefSeq, a predicted model, not a curated record